Trichoderma virens Gv29-8 is the source of this 681-nucleotide messenger RNA. RefSeq lists its product as uncharacterized. The annotation marks the transcript as partial. The record is from RefSeq and is a predicted model, not a curated record. The transcript has a single exon. NCBI's taxonomy places the organism in Eukaryota, Fungi, Ascomycota, Sordariomycetes, Hypocreales, Hypocreaceae.
GAAUAUGAACCGCUGGAUCCAUCCAAGAGCGAGAUCCGGGUUCUGGCUCUGACGACCACCUCUAAUAAAGCGGAUCCUAUCAGGUGCAGUCUCAUCCGCGUCAGCCUCGACAGCGAUAAAACCAGCCUGGCGAGAGACCGCUCCCAGGCUUCCACGGCGCUGCAGAGUUUCACUGCGCUCUCAUACACCUGGGGAGAGCCCAAGUUCGAUGGACGUAUCAUCCUCGAUGGCAGCGUACUCGGUAUCACCAAGAAUCUCGAGGCCGCGCUCCAGCAGCUGCGCAUAUCCAACAAGCCAGCGAUGCCACCGCACAUGGUCGCCCUGCAAGCACGCAACCCGCACAUUGCCAAGGCAUUCCAGCCUCCUGUGACUUAUUGGUGGAUCGACGCUGUUUGCAUCAACCAGGCUGAUGUGGAUGAGCGGAACUCCCAAGUAUCGCUAAUGCGGAGGAUUUACAAGCGAGCGAGCAAUGUGCGAAUCUGGCUGGGCGAGGAGGCUGACGACAGCAACAUGGCCAUCGACGUGAUCAACCAGAUUUCGAAGCCUCCAACCCGCGGUCCCGGCGAGGCUCCCACAACAUAUCCUACCGCUGACGAGCAGACCAAGCUGCGCACUUGGAAGGCUCUGCGGGCCCUCUUCCAGCGUCCUUGGUGGGAACGAGCGUGGAUCCGUCAGGAGGUC